This is a messenger RNA of Chondrus crispus (carragheen), 1930 nucleotides long. RefSeq lists its product as hypothetical. Bases 1 to 1458 code for a protein of 485 amino acids. The record is from RefSeq and is a predicted model, not a curated record. Gene Ontology annotation, biological process: proteolysis. The transcript has 2 exons. Gene Ontology annotation, molecular function: aminopeptidase activity; zinc ion binding. Lineage: Eukaryota; Rhodophyta; Florideophyceae; Gigartinales; Gigartinaceae.
AUGGCAGAAGGCGGCAAAGAUUCCAGUAGAGCGGUGGCGGAAAAGUUUCUCAAGUUUAACGAUGAGGGCAAGUCUCCAUACCACGCAACAGCGGCCAUUGCCGCGAUCCUACUUGAGGACGGCUUCGUUCCCAUCCGCGAAGAGCACAAUUGGGAGGGACAGAUCAGCCCGGGGGGGAAAUGCUUUUUCACGCGUGAAGGCUCCUCGAUUAUUGCGUUUACCGUAAGCGACCAUAUCGAACCAUUUAACACGGGCUUCACCAUCCUCGGCGCACAUACCGAUUCGCCGUGCUUCAAAGUUAAGCCCGUAUCAACUAUCUCUGCACAAGGUUACUUGCAGCUCGGUGUUGAAUGUUACGGCGGCGGGUUGUGGCACACCUGGUUUGACCGGGAUCUGACGGUUGCAGGACGCGUCGUUGUUCGCGACGAAAGCACUGGCAGAUUAGAUUUUCGCCUGGUCUCUAUUCCGAGACCUAUUCUGCGCAUUCCAAACCUUGCGAUUCAUCUCUCACGCAACAUUUACACAGAUGGGUUUAAACCGAACAAGGAAUCUGAGACGACACCAAUCAUGGCUACCAAGCUUGCGGCCGCGCUCAAUGCCGCACAGCCGGAUGCAGAGUCAGAAAAGAAAAAAGGGGCAAAUGCCUCUGGUUUAGCUGAGAACCGACACUCCCCCCUGCUUUUGAAAGCUCUCGCUGAUGAACUGGAUGUGAAACCGGACUCUAUCGUCGACUUAGACUUAUGCGUGUCAGACAUGCAACCAGCAGCGAUUGGUGGGUUGCUCAACGAGUUUGUCUUCGCGCCGCGCCUCGAUAACCUUUCAUCGUGCUUCUCGGCCGCGAGAGCGUUGGUGGGCACAUCAGAGAGUACCGGUGCUAAUUUGAUUCGCAUGGUGGCAUGCUUCGACCACGAGGAGAUCGGGUCUCGUUCCUCGCACGGAGCGGAUUCUCCCCUUCUAACAGACAGCAUGAGAAGGAUCUGCAAAGCUCUCAAUGUUGACUACGACUGCGCGACGCGCCGGUCCCUUCUAGUGAGCGCAGACAUGGCCCACGCUAUUCACCCCAACUACGCGAACAAGCACGAGACAAACCACCGGCCAGCUCUUGGAAGCGGUUUGGUCCUUAAGACAAACCAGAAUCAGCGAUAUGCGACGUCCGGGAUUACUGGUUUGAUUGUACGGGAGGCUGCCAGAAGAGCAGGAGUGCAGAUUCAGGAGUUUGUGGUGCCGAACGAUAAACCAUGUGGGUCGACGAUUGGACCAAUAUUGAGUGGGGUAAGUGGGCUGAGGACAGUGGAUGUCGGGCAGGCGCAGCUGUCGAUGCAUUCAGUGAGGGAGAUGUGCGCAGUAGCAGACUUUGUGAAGGUCGAGAAAGUUUUCGAGGCCUUAUUAGUCCAUUUCAUGGAUAUUGAUGGGAGCUUAGGAGGAACAGAAAUUACGACCAACGGAUACAAGGCUUAAGGGUUGGCCUACGAAAGCUCGGAGAGACGGGGUUUGAAUCUGGGGCAACUGUAGAAUGGACUCACAACUAGCAGCAGCAGUGCGAUGGGGAUGCCUGAAACGCUUUGCUCGCGAUACUGCGCUACUCGAGGGACCGAUAAGAGUAAGGGAAUGCUUACGGCUAUUUGUUUGAUGUAUGACGAGGACAUUGUCGAAGUGGCAUCGAUGACCUCUAUGCGCGCCUUGUACUGUUAAGCUGCGCUUUUGUGAAGCUGGUGGAAGUGGUGAAAGUCAGGGAUGGGAUACACAUCUAUGAGAGCAAAGUAUAGCUUGCAAUCGAGGACUGCGUGGGGUUUUCAUCCUUCCAAAAACAGGAACAGAACCAGAUUCCAAAGGCUGUAGAAGAAAUAUAGCGCCCCCAUAAAACUUUCACGACUCCAGGUGCGAAGUGUUGAACACUUUUCAAAGCAUUGAAUGUGAAGUCUAUUCGUAA